ACACGGCCUCCCCUUAAAAUCCAGGGGAAUCUAGGUAUUGGAUAGGUGUAAAACCUAAACACAUAGUGGGGUUAUUCGUGAGGGAUAUAUGCCUCAAGGGGGUUGCACAAAGGUAAUUAGGGAUCGUUCCACUUUUCUUCAUAAUUGACUCGCCUUUCCCACGGGAUCUAAGUAAAUUAACUACACAUUAUCAUUUGGUAAGGUAACUAUAAUUCAAGGUUUGACAUCUGGUUUGGAUAUUACAUCCGUGAGGAAUAUCCUGGUGAGUUUUGGAUUUAUUACAUUUUGUGGGAAACUACCUUGGGGAGCUUUUGGAUACUUUUUAAACAUUUUCCUUCUAAAUAUGGGAUCUAACCUCGAUUUUUACUUGGAAUUGCUUGAAACUGGAAGUAAAUCCCUAUUAUGAAGGAUGUACUUUUCUUUGAAGAAUCUAUUCAGGUAAUAUAUCAUUAUGUCAAGGAUCUCCCAUCUCGGGUUGUCAAUUUUUUUCCCUCUUGGCCACAGUCGAUGGAUGGACUACUUUUUACAAUUUUUUUGCAUCUGUGGAUACGGCCUGUUCUGGAUUUAAGUGGAUGGAAGAACAUUUUUUACACAUCACAAGAAAGACCGAUUUAAAUGCAUAUAUCCUAGGGUAUCUCAAUCAUUUUAGGGUGAGAUUAACUUUAUAUUAUAAAAAAUGUUGUCCCAAAUAUGGAAGCUAUACAAAGAAGACUUGGCAAGAAUGCGGAUGGUCCAGACAAAAAGUUUGUGGAGCUAUUCUUGUUUUGGCUUGAUGGCCAUGAAGACGCAUGAAGACUGCAUAGUUGGGAUGUACCCUCCUGGAUGUACACACCCCAUGUUGGAUGUACUGAUGUUGACCAUAGUAUGGAUAGGUGUAGCUGCCGUUCAUUUGGAUUACUCGAGUGUGGAUGUAGCUGUGUAAGGCCUCAGCUCAGUGAGGAGAAGAGCACUCCGAGUAUGUAUAUGUAUGAGAGCUGAAUACAACUUUUUCAAAGUAACUUGAAAUGUUACUACAAAAGAUGAAGCCUUCCAGUACGUACGCCCCAUGAGAUCCUUGGAUUGUGGAAUUAAGACAUGCCUGUGAGACCAUGAGGAGUUUAUGGGCUGUGAUUAUAGUGCCUGUGAGUCUACAAGCUUGUGUGAUCUUGAACUACUUGAUAUUAUCAGUGGAAUACAUUUUUCACCCUUUUUCUCCCAUGUAACGUAAUUUUUGGAACAUACUACAAGAUAAGAUUGAUCCAGUUGGAUGUAUUUUCCAUUCGGGCACCAACUUCCUGUAGUCAACCUGGAAUUCCCUGAAUUACUCCGAAGUUCAUCAGCUUGAAAAAAAAAUCCUAGUUAUUUAUUCAGGUCUUAUGUUCCUAUAGUGUUUUUUUUUUUUUUUCUACAUGUCCAGAAAUCCAUAAAGAGGUCCAUUUCUGUGAUUUGUUUUGUUUUUCCUUUUUUCCAUCCAGUGAAGAGAAUUAAGUAGCCUAACUGGAUUAUACAUCAACAAUCUACUGGCCUGGUGCUCCACAGUAUUUGAAGAUAACGUGCAGUGUGAUUCAAGAGAACCGUUUUUUGCCUAAUUAGAUCAAUUGAUUUUUUCCCCUUGGUUUUUCAUUCGGGCUCUCACAUUCUGAUCCACCUAGAUUUUAUAUGGAUUAGUUUCGGUAACUUCUUUUCCAAAAGUAGCUCAGACAGCCGGGAACGUGCAUAUGAUCACAGCCCAUAUGGACACCAUGAGCGCAGUGGCACUUUUGACAGACAGCGUCACUACAACGCUGAUUAUUACCGAGAUCGUUCCAUGUUUGCUGCUGCUGGCCCAGGGAGCAGUACUAUCGGGGGAAGCUUUGAGGCAUCAGACCCACAUUUUGACUCUAGAAUUCGAGACCCCUUUACUCUUACUAAUUCUACACGACGUGACCUAUACAGAGAUGACCGAGGACGGCGGGUUGAUAGAACUUACCAUCACCGUCGGAGCCGAUCGUCUCAUUCCUCACAGUCAAGGCACCCUUCCCCACAACGGACCACCGGACAAACCCCCAAAACUCCGCAUUCCCCUAAAAGAGCUCCUUUGUCCCCUGUGAGAGGUCCACGAUCUCGAUCCCGCAGCAGAUCUUCGAGCUCUGAUUCUGUCAGCAGCACCAGCAGCACGGGCAGCGGAAGCGACUCAAACAGCAGCUCAAGUGAUGGAUCUCGGGCACGCUCUGUUCAGUCGUCAGCUACACACGCCCCUACGUCUUCUAUGGGGCUUGACUCAGAUGAGCCACGCAGAAGCUUUGGAAUUAAAGUGCAAAACCUACCAGUGCGCUCCACAGACACAAGUUUAAAAGAUGGACUUUUCCAUGAAUUCAAGAAACAUGGAAAAGUGACCUCAGUGCAGAUCCAUGGAGCAUCAGAAGACCGCUAUGGUUUGGUGUUUUUUAGACAGCAAGAGGAUCAAGAAAAAGCCCUCACUGUCUCCAAAGGAAAGCUGUUUUUUGGCAUGCUUAUUGAAGUCACAGCCUGGAAUGGUCCUGAAACGGAGAGUGAAAAUGAGUUCAGGCCCUUGGAUGGCCGGAUAGAUGAGUUCCACCCAAAGGCCACAAGGACACUGUUUAUAGGCAACCUUGAGAAGACCACCAGUUAUCAACAACUCCUUGACAUUUUUCAACGCUUUGGAGAAAUUGUGGACAUUGACAUCAAGAAAGUAAAUGGAGUUCCCCAGUAUGCCUUUGUGCAGUAUUCUGAUAUUGCCAGUGUCUGCAAGGCCAUUAAGAAGAUGGAUGGAGAGUAUCUGGGGAGCAACAGACUAAAGCUUGGGUUUGGGAAAAGUAUGCCCACAACGUGUGUUUGGCUAGAUGGUUUGGCCAGCAGUGUUACAGAGCAAUACCUCACACGUCAUUUCUGCCGCUAUGGACAUGUAGUUAAGGUUGUGUUUGAUAGAUUGAAAGGGAUGGCCCUCAUCUUGUACAACAACACAGAUUUUGCUCAGGCAGCUGUAAGGGAGACCAAAGGUUGGAAGAUUGUCGGCAAUAAAAUAAAGGUGGAUUUUGCAAGUCAAGAGAGUCAGAUGGCAUUCUACCGGUCUAUGCAGGCAUCUGGUCAAGACAUUAGAGACAUCUAUGAAAUUCCUGCUGAACGACGAGAGGAACGCAGACCUCCAUACCAUGAAUUUACAGCGGAAAGGGCUUACUAUGAGAAUAUAAGAACCCCUGGCAUCUAUCCAGAGGAAGCUCGAAGAGACUAUGCUGCUCGCAACAGAGAGCGUUUUCCUGAACUGGAACACUAUCAGGGGGAUCACUUUGACCCACGUUAUCAUGAAGAUCCAAGAGACUACAGGGACUACAGAGACCCUUUUGAGCAAGAUAUCCGAAAAUACACAUAUAUUCAAAGGGAGCGAGAAAGAGAGCGAGAACGCUUUGAAGCUGACCGCAGCAGGUGGAGCCCUUCCCAUCCAAGGCGACCUGUUACUCCUACGGUAUCGCCUUCACCAUCUGAGCGUGCUCCCAGAGACUCAGAACGCCGGGUUUACAGCCAGUCCUCUGAGCGAAGUGGUAGUGUGAGCUCAAUGUCACCACCACACUUUGACAAAUCUGAAAAGAGCCUGCUGGAGCAUGCCUCAAAGAGUGACAAGAGUGACAAGAGCAGCCAACCAGAUCGUGUUGCAGGUGCUGAGAAAACCAAACGUGCCAAACGAAAAGAGAAAGGUGACAAAGCUGAGAAGCUUAAAUCAAGGAAAGCGAAGGGGCAAUCCCCAUCCAACCCACCACCUGAAACAGAGCUUGAGACUGGUUUUUUUGGAAGGGGAUCAGACCAGGAUGCUCAAGAGAGGCAAAAAUGUAAGGGGGAUGGUGAAUCUCUGACUGAAAAUCAGUUGUCAACUGCUCAUCAUGAUUCUGUAAAAAGUGAAAGAUCUGAACUGAGUAAAGGUGAGAAUUCAGACUUGGAUGGAAAAAAUCGACUCAAGAAACAUCUAAAGCCUGAUAUUGGAAAUGAUGGGAAAGAUACAUCAUUGGAUUCAGAUCGCCUUGCUGCAAGAAAAAAGCGCUUUGCUGAUUCCGGUGGAAGGACAAUUCGUCAGAAAAGAAGCAGGCAUGAGGACUCGGAGGAUGCUAUUCCAUCCUCUGACUUAAGUGCUAGUGCCACAUAUUUGAAAGAGUCGGACACUGACAAAAACAAAGAUUCACAACGGAGAGAUUCAAGACUCAAAACUGAUAAAUGUGGCACUCAGAAGGAAGGCCAAGAGGACCCUAGAGGACAAAGAGAGAAGUCGGAAGGAUCUUUGGACCCACUGGAGUCAAAACAUCCAGUGCACACUUCAUCCAGAAGGUUUUCACAUGAGGGAAUUGCAGACCAAAGCAGUAUAAGAGAACAAGAACACCAUGCUGCUUUCAAAUUUGGUACUCAAAAUGCUGACCAGGACAAAAGUGUUAAGAACAAGGAAGAUCAUGUUGACAUUGACCUCUCUCAGAGUUACCGCAAGCAAAUGGAGCAAAAUAGACGGUUGCACCAGCAGCAACAGCAGCGCGAGUCUGACAAAUCGGACAAUCCAGGAAGUCCUCAAGGAAAUGAAAUGGAGGACUUGGAACAUCGUAGUCUUGUGCAUGAAGUUGGUAAACCACCUGAGGAUGUCACAGAUAAUUUCCCGUCUCACAAACUAAAGAAACUAGACCAAUUUGAACCUGACUCAGGAAUUAAGAGAGAGCGUGUCUACAGGAGCUUUAGACAAAAAAGUGAAGAUCCUGAGUGGAACAACAUCUCCUCUCCAGGACAUCAGCACUUCUCUCACAAUGCUGAUGAGGACCUUGUGGACCUUUCUCAGAAAGAGUUGAGUAGAAAUGAGGAAAAAAUUCACCCAGAUCUUGAGCUAUUAGUCAAAAGGACACAUAACACACAGGUAAACAAGCCAAACACUCCUUUACUUAGUGUGGAAGAAGAGCAACAAAAGAGAUGGGAGAGCAGAGUUAAACAAGACUUGUUACCUGACCUGAAUUUUUCUAGAAGUCUAAGUAAAAACAUUCACAAUCGCAAGCGUUUGGAAUAUGGUAUUUGGCAUGACUUAGAGCCUGGGGAAGUACGAUCCGACUCUGAGGAGGACAGAGAGACCAAACCCCACUCUCCUGUGCCCUCAACAUCUAUGCCUUUUUCCGAGCGGCCGAGGGUUGAUAGGUUUUCAGACCCCAAACUAGCACAUCUUGAAAGGAACAAAUUCUACUCCUUUGCACUUGAUCAAACCAUUACACCUGAUACAAAGGCUCUGCUCGAACGUGCAAAAUCUCUCUCAUCUUCAAGAGAAGAUAACUGGUCGUUUUUGGAUUACGAUUCUCACUUUGCAAGUUUACGCAACAGAAAGGAUACUGAGAAGGUAGAAUCAGCACCACGACCUACACCCUCCUGGUACAUGAAAAAGAAAAAGAUUCGAAUUGGAUCUGUAGACAAACUUGAUGACCGGAAGGAGGAGCCUAAACCGGUGGAACAGGAACGAAGGGAACUUUUUGCCUCCCGCUUCCUUCACAGCCCCGUCUUUGAGCUGGACUCUAGGCGACUUCAACACUUGGAGCGUAAACAUGAAGAACCUGAGCAUACACAAAACCAACAACCAGGUCAGCAAGGUACAGUAGAUGGGGAACUUGACUCUGGGCCAGUUGUCCUUUUCCAUAGUCGUUUUUUGGAACUCACACGACUGCAACAACAGAAGAAUAAAGUCCGUCAGCUGCAAGAGGCAAAAGAGGACACAAUGCUCAGGGAUGAGAAUAAAGUGGAAAAAGCACCUGUUCAAGAGCAACAAGCUUUGCAGUCACCUAAAACAACAGAAUCUAUCAUGGAGCCAGAAAUCAAACCCAUCAGUCCUGCUGAAGAGCUUAUUUCUGAACCCCGACUCACACCUACUCCUGUCACACAAUCUACGGCCAAAGACUCUCCCCCUCCAGAAGCGAAAUCUGUUGCAGUAAAUCCAGCCCCUGAUCCUUAUCCACCUGUGUCUGUCAUGAAGGAAGAGGUAAAAGAAAAUGAACCUGUUGUAUCCAUUCACCACCUAUUAACUGAGGCGUCAUCUGAUUCUGAACCUGCACCAAUAGCAGCACCCGAACCCAGUUGUUCAGUGGAUAGACCUUCUCCAUCUGAAGGGAAAUUGGAUAUUAUUACUGAGGAUGUAAAACCUCUCUGUACAGAAAAACCAUGCCAUCGUGAUUGUCAUGAUGAGUUUGUUAGCAUUUCAGAAACGGAGCUUGAUCCUGAGACAACACAGCUAGAAGUGCCUGAAACCACUAGUCCCACACCACCUAGUCUUCUAGAGAAAGAGACCCAAUCUGUUUGGAAAGCAGUAGCAGAACCUGAGGGAGAGAAGAAACUUCAAGUUAGUAAAAUGCAGAUGCCCAUUGAUAAUGACACAAAUGACGAGCCAGUCUCACCCCAGAAAGAGCAUAAACCAAAAGAAAUGAAAAAUAAAAAGUGCAAAUAUUCCCCUGCUCAAGUUGCUGUAGUUCCCCUCAUAUCUACCUCUGGUUCAGAGAAACAAGCAACGCGUAAGAGUGAGCGCAUUGACAAAGAGAAGCUGAAACGUGGAUCAUCUCCAAGAGCUGAAUCAAAGUCCUCAGGCAAAUCUCCUAUUCAUGGAUCAGAACCUGAUAUGUCCGAGCCGGGCAUAUCAGCAGGCAGAGCAAGACGAAGAAAUGUUAAAUCUGUGUAUGCCACUCCAGUUGAAGAUGAUGCGCCAGCUCGUUCUGGAAAGGAAAUUACAGAGUCACCGCGCUCUGCACGAAAGCGAGGUACAGACAGAGAUGCAACACAACAACAAAAUAUCGAACAGGAUGCACCUGCUCCAACACCUGCAACCAAACGGGGCCGUCCUCCCAAGAAUCGCAGACAAGGCGACGAGAGUUCAACAAUUAAAGUAGAAAAAUCAAAAAUGGACAAUAAAGACACCGAUUCAAAUGAAUCAGAAGUUGGGGAAAGAAUUCCAAGAAUGUCCAAAGGGAAAACAUCCCCUCAUGGCACAAAGGGUUCAUUGAAUCUGAUGUCCACAGUCCUAGUAUCUGGAUCAACAAGGAAGGUAGAAAAACUUGAGAUGGCUGAGGAGGAUGAUCAGGAAAUGGAUUCCACAGAUGAAGAUUCCUCGGCUUUGCAAGAUUCAUCAAGUUCAUGUAAAGAAGAUCCAUCAAUAAAAAUUGACCAAAAGAAAGAGGAGAAAGAUAAAGAAGGAAGAGAAUUGGCCAGAGAUAAAGAUAUUUCCCAUGAAAAGGCAAGUGAGGGUAAAUCAAAUGGGAAAGAGACAGAUUCUCCAGUGUCAGAAGAGAAACCCAACUUAGAAAAAGACAGGGUUGUUAGAGGUAAAAACAAGUUGACAAGGACUCCUAAGUCUCCUGUUCUCAAGAACCUCAAAAUCAGACUAAAUGUGACAGAGGUUAAAGAUCUUCUUCAGUUGGGGGAUGAUGAAGUUGGGAAUCAAGAGGAUUCUUCAAAAAAGAUCAGGCCUGGUGACAACAGUGAUCAUGUUUCAAAGUGUACUAAUGCAAACAAAGGUUCCAACAUUGAAGAAAUGGAAAAUGCUUCCACUUUGGAAAAAAAAGAUCUCCUGGAAUCACCAAAAAGCUUAAUUUCACAGGAGCUGGAAUUGGAGCAGGCUGUGGAGAACAUUGCUAAACUAACAGAGCCACCUUUUCCAACAGAAACACCGAUGCCACCUGCCCCACAUACAGAAGUAAAAAGUGAACCAGAGGAGGAAAAAACUUCAAAUCCUGCUAGCGAGACAGAACUCAUGGCUGCCAUUGACUCGAUAACUGCUGAUGGUAGAACCUUAACCCAAGCACCUCCACCAAGUGCAGAUGUAGGUUCCGAACCUGAGAUACAAAACUUGAUUCUGCCUGCCAAGGGAGAUGAACCUGAUACAAAUACACCUGCUAUACAGGAGGAGUCUGUCUUCCCUUCCACACCCAAAAAGGGCACCAAAGGAAGACCUAAAACACCCAAACGUUCUAAAGGCCAAAAGCAAGUGAGAAAAGAUUUUAAGGAAGGACCUUCAAUAAGUGAGGAAUUGACAUCUCCUUUAGCAGAUAGCCCACCUUCCAGUGUAAAGACUGUUCCUGCAACGACUGUUCCUGCAACAACUCCAUCAGCAGCAACUACUGCGGUCAUUACUCUGACUACAUGGAAGCCAGAACUUGAGCCUUUAGCUGUCAAGGCUACAGAUGUAAACACGGAGUCAUCUUCUGAAGAAAAGAUUCAAAAUCUUAAAUCUGUUAACCCCCAGUCUAAGAAUCCAAUAUGCCCAAAGCCUCAACAGGUGCCACCUGAGUGCAUCUCCCCUUCCCUAUCUCCACUUGCUAACAGGCCAAUUAUCAGACCCAUUCAGACAAGCAAAAUUCCUGUUUCUCCACCAGAUUGGCGCCACCCGUCUAAGGAUACAGAAGUGUCCUCACCUGUCAUGCCGUUUGCAUUCAAGGAAAACCAGCCUUUACCCUCAGACUCUGACAAUGUGGAUAGUGAUCAUUGCAACAGUGACUUGAGACAGAUUCUUAUGAAACACAAAAAUAUUUCAUUGCCAGGCAGUAGUUCUAUUCCUAGUAAUCUACCCACCCUGCGAGAUCAGAACCCCUCUGAAAGUAAAACUCCAUCAGCUGUUGUGCCAAAUAAGUCACCACUACCCAGUAGUGGAAUGGCAGCUCAUCCAGCUCCACCUAUUUGUCGACCUCCGGCCUCACUACCAUCUCCUGAAACAAAGUCUGUGAUCUCUGUUAUUGCAUCCACUGCAACGUCUGUUAUCAGUCGUGUUUGCAACCCUCCUGAGCCUGAGGACAAAGUAAACACAAACAUUGGAAAUCCCUCUGUGGACAUGACUCUACCCAAGCCAACCUAUAGGCCCAGCAAAGACGAUACUGGAUCAUACCAUGGGCCAUCGGUUGGUGAUGACGAGGGAGGAAGUUCUGCACGCUUCAUUGUUGAGAGCCCCACUCUUGGUAUAGGAUCUUGCCCAGGCCUGAGAGUUAAUACAUCUGAAGGAGUGGUAGUAUUGAGCCACUCAGGCCAGAAAACAGAGGGACCACAGAGGAUUAGUGCAAAAAUAAGUCAGAUCCCACAAGCAACAGCAGGUGACAUGGAAUCUCAGCAGUUGGUAUCCAUGCCCCAGAUAAAACAGGAAAUGUAUGGUCAUUCUCACUUAGGACUUCAAAAGGGGCCUUCAUUGCAGAUAGAUCAUGUGCAUCCUGGUAAGACGCAGUCAACUUUGUCUUCUAUUAAACAAGAAAGCACUGGUUUGGAAAAGAUGGAAUCCUACCAAUCUGGACCUCAAGGAGUAGUGAAGCGUGUCACACAGGGUAACCAGCAAGUAAUGAGUUACCAUCAAGAGUACAUGCCAAUAAAACAUCAAAAGAAAAUGGACAGUGCUGAUCCUCACAUAACGGAUGGAGCUAAGCCACCUUGGACCUCUGCUAUAAGUCCUGCAAUAAGCCCCCAUUUGCCCUCUCCACCUGCCAACCAUGUAGGUUUUGUUACAGCAGCUGGCGACAGAGCUCCCUCCCAUAUUAGUGGAGUUAAACAGGAACCACGAUCCCCUCGCAAGUCAGGUCAUCCACACUCUCCGUUUACCAAAGUAUCCUCGCCCAUAGGCUCCUCGUCACCAAAGGGCAUACCAGUUAUGUUAUCAACUGGCCUACCUGCCAUGCAGCAGUUUAUUACUGGUGUACAUCAUCCAGAGCAGUCAGUUAUCAUGCCACCUCACAGUGUUCCUGGAAGCUUGGGACGGAUGUCUCCUCACCGUGUUACCCAGUCAAUUCCAGUGGGGCAUCUUGUCCAAGGAGAUCGGGUUAAUACUCCACCUCUUUCUGUGAUGAGCUAUGGAAUGCAUAGUGAGCCUCUUGCCUCUCCCUGGUCUGGCCCCGUGCAGUCACGGCCUACAUCACCCCAGGCUGUUGGCAGGGACAAAGUUCUCAAAGUAAACCCUGGUUCUUUAAGGGGCCAUGAGGGGGAACAGGAAGAAGCCAGACGCUUCCACCAGGCUCCAGGAAGACAAUCUGCUACACAGUUAAAACCGGAGACUAUGCAGUCAGAUCCUCGAGGGCCUUUGCGGACUAGUGUCCAGUUAGAAACAUACAUGGCACAAAGAGAUAUGCGUGUGCUGUUGCACCAACAGGGAGAGCGUUUGGGCACAGACCCUCAUUCUGGACACAUUCAAGAGACUCUUCCCCCCUCUUCAGCGCCUUCCAGCCUACCCUUAUCCUUGUCUCCAAGAGCACACGUUUUGCCUAAAGGUCUGUCUGAGAAGGAUAUAACGAAGCCAUUAGAAGCAAAGAGGCCACACUCUCCUCUUCCUAAAGAUGGAAUGAUGGGGAUCAGACAAUCGGGGCAAGCAAUGGCAUCUCCCCAGAGAGUUCAGCUAAUGCCGCCAGGACCUAGUGGCUCAUUCCCAGAGUACUCAGGGAUGUACUCCAACCCAAGAGGCAUCCAUUCUCAAAUACCAGAGACGUCUCCUGUUGGACUUAACCAGCCACCACUAAACGUUACACCAACCAUGGCUGCAGACCUCCAGACAAAAUCAGAUGGCAAGAUGACGCAGCCUGUUAAUAUGGUGCAGUUGCUCACGAAAUACCCUAUUGUGUGGCAAGGCCUGCUGGCACUGAAGAAUGACACAGCUGCAGUGCAGUUGCAUUUUGUCUGCGGAAACAAAGCUUUGGCUCACCGAUCACUGCCCCUACAAGAAGGAGGCGCAUUGCUUAGGAUUGUCCAGAGAAUGAGACUAGAGGCUUCGCAACUUGAGAGCGUAGCCCGAAGAAUGACGGGGGACAGUGACUUCUGUCUUCUCCUUGCUCUGCCAUGUGGACGAGAUCAAGAUGAUGUCCUAAACCAAACUCAAGCUCUAAAGGCCGCAUUCAUCAACUACUUGCAGACAAAGUUGGCUGCUGGUAUCAUCAAUAUACCCAACCCAGGUUCCAAUCAGCCUGCCUAUGUGCUACAGAUUUUCCCACCAUGCGAAUUUUCAGAGAGCCACUUAUCCCAGCUCGCCCCCGACCUUCUUAACAGGAUCUCUAGCAUCUCACCACACCUCAUGAUUGUCAUCACCUCUGUGUAACCUUCCCUGCUGGAAAUAAUGGAUGUUCUUGCUGAUGAGCCUCAGGAAACCAGAGGAAUAGGAGAAUUUUUUUUUUCCUGGACACAGUGGGAAUGUGUAGGAUGUACCCAAUCAACGUGUUUUUUUUUUUUUUUUUCCAUUUGUUACUCCUGUCUGGUAUUUUUGUCCUUCUCAAAAGAACUGAGGGAUGGACCAAACCAGAAUCAGUCUUAUUUGACCAUUUCUCUGCUGUAUUUCUAUUUAUUGGAGUUUUAUUUUAAUGUUCGGAGAUGCUCUGAAGAAAAAAAUCAGGAUGUUUGAUGAACAACAAUGAGUGACUAUCUGGGUGGCCUUUUUUCUUUCAUGUCUUUUAUUGAUUGUCAUAUUCAUUUCUUCACAAGAGUGGAUCAUGGAAGCUGUUGCACCGCAAUGGCUAAAAAGACAUUUGAACAUGUCAUUUUAAAUAAUUAUGUACAGACUUCCUCGCCCAGGCUUUCUUUUAGAGAAGGCCGAAUUGUAAAACUAUGGAAACCCUGUAAAGGACCACAUUCGUUUAACAGCUCCUUUAAUUCCACCAGCUCUGCUUAUUUUCUCACAAUACUGAAGCAGUCACACUUGUGGCACCUGCCUUUGUAUUGAACAAGCUACAAUAUGAUUUGGGAGUUUUUGAAUACAGGACUUUGUAAAUAUUUUAAAUAUUUAAACUUUGACAAUGGAACUUGAACUUGGACAACCUAACAGAGACUUGAACUCUGGGACAAACCAGAAUGCAGAGUGUGGAAAUUAAGAUGGAUAUCCUUGAUUUUUGGGUGUAAAUACUUGUAACACAAGAAGGUUGGCAAACUCUCUUGAGUCUGCUGAUGGCACUUCAUAUUUUGUAACUCAAAUAAAACAAACUCCAGAAAACUUGAA
This is a messenger RNA of Sander lucioperca (pikeperch), 11917 nucleotides long. Its product is annotated as msx2-interacting protein. Gene Ontology annotation, cellular component: nucleus. Bases 1787 to 11026 code for a protein of 3079 amino acids. The record is from RefSeq and is a predicted model, not a curated record. Gene Ontology annotation, molecular function: mRNA binding. The transcript has 14 exons. Gene Ontology annotation, biological process: regulation of transcription by RNA polymerase II. Lineage: Eukaryota; Metazoa; Chordata; Actinopteri; Perciformes; Percidae.